UUGAGUUUUAGCUAGAUUUCGGUACAGUUGAACAAUUAACUUUGUCGUGAAUUCUGUCAUUAGAAUCGAGUGCAUGUAAAGGUGUCAUAAUUUAGAGGUGCAUACGUAGCUCAAUGUUUUUUUGUAUUUACAGUAAAGUGCAUAACAUCUGAAAGACUGUACAGUAGCAUCUCUAAACGCCGAGUCUGUGUCUUUAAUGAAAGUGUAUCGACUGUAUAAUGAUGUCAGUCUGUGGCUAUGCGCACAGUUCAUAUAGCGUCCAUGUGAGCGUCAUUCACUUCCUGCACAAGGAUACAUUGGGGAGAGAGAGAGAGAGAGAGCAGCGAGAGAGAGAGCGCGCUGGGGGCGAGCAGGCAAGAUAGGAGAGCGAGCAAGCAAACGAGGUGAACUCGGGGCCUGCCUAUGCUACAGACGGAACCUGGAAACUUUACAUCGCAAGAAAUAAAGCUGUGCCCGCUACUGACAGCAACCUUUUAUGGAGGAGCGACCAUAUCGGAUGUCCCUUUCUCUGGCCUUGUCAGUGGUGACUCUCUGAAGCCUCUUCCUCCUCCUCCUCCUCUUUCUCCACCACCAUGUCCCAGCUGCUCCACUUGGAGAUCCCCAACUUCGGCAGCACGGUGCUGGGCUCCCUCAAUGAGCAGCGCCUGCUCGGUCAGUACUGCGAUGUCUCCAUCCUGGUUAAAGGCCAGGCCUUCAAGGCCCACCGGGCUGUACUAGCCGCCAGCAGCCUCUACUUCCGCGACCUGUUUAGCAGCUCGUCCAAGAGCCAGUUUGAGCUGCCCUCGUCGGUGACUCCCGCCUGCUUCCAGCUGAUAUUAUCCUUCUGCUACACGGGAAAGCUGACCAUGGCAGCCAGUGAGCAGCUGGUGGUGAUGUACACCGCCGGGUAUCUUCAGAUCCAGCAUAUUGUGGAGCGGGGCAUGGACCUGAUGUUUAAGGCCAACUCGCCCCACUGUGACUCUCAGACGGCAGCCAUGGAGGAGCAGCAACCAGGCUCAGAGCCCCAGAGCCCCAGUAAUAACACACUGGCCGGGUCAGGGACGUCCAUCCUGGGGCCGCCGGGCUGGUCCCCCUCCCUGGUGCAGCCCACGCGGAGGAUCAAACUGGAGGGGUGCGAUCCAUUGCCCAGCCUGAGUCACCAUAAGAAAGGGUCCUCUUCAUCUGAGCUGGGAGGGAGGUUCUCCAAGGGAAGCUCAUUGUUCUACACGGGGGCGGGGGGAACCACCAUCUUCCCCGGGAUGCAGCCCUAUCCAGUGGCAGGGGGAGAGAGGUCCAGUCCUGGGGCCUCCAGCCUGCCUACCACGGACAGCCCAACCUCCUACCAGAAUGAGGAUGAGGAGUUUGAGGAAGAGCCGUAUGACGGGAUCACGGAAGAGGCCUACAGUCAGAUCUAUGGGCGCUCAGCCAACCCAUACGGAAUCCAGGAAAAACCAGAGAUGGCAGCCAUGCCCCUGUCCCUGGAGAGCCGCUCCUGUGUGCUGAUCCGUAGGGACCUGGUGGCCCUGCCCGCCAGCCUCGUCAGCCAGAUCGGCUACCGCUGCCACCCCAAGCUCUACACCGAAGGAGACCCGGGGGAGAAACUGGAGCUGGUGGGAGGUACAUCUGUGUUUAUGACACGGGGCCAGCUAAUGAACUGUCACCUGUGCGCUGGCAUCAAACACAAAGUCCUACUGCGUCGCCUGCUCGCCACCUUCUUCGACAGGAACACCCUGGCUAACAGUUGUGGGACUGGCAUCCGCUCUUCCACCAGUGACCCCAGUAGGAAACCUCUGGACAGCCGCGUGCUCAACGCUGUCAAACUCUACUGUCAGAACUUUGCACCCAACUUCAAAGAGAGUGAGAUGAACGUGAUCGCCGCAGACAUGUGCACCAACGCGCGGCGCGUUCGCAAACGCUGGCUGCCCAAGAUCAAGUCCAUGCUGCCUGAUGGUAUGGAGGUCUACCGGGCCAGUGUAGGGGUGGCUGCUGGUGUGGGCCUGGGCCUGGCCCUGGGAGCCGCCGGACCCGGGGUGGUGCUCCCCUUCGAAACCGAUUUUAAAUCCCUGACCCCCUCUAGCCUGUCCCUGGACCAGAGGCUGUACUCAGAGCAGAAGGACCCACGCAGGACUCACUCUCUGUUGGACACAGUCAGCCCAGGGUUGGGGGAGGCUGGAGGGGAGGGCGUGGACGCAGAAAUUGUCGGUCCCCAGGGAGGGGAGGAGGAACAGGAGGAAGAGGAGGAGGAGGAGGAGGCUGGGUUGGAGGAGGCCUUGAUGCCGGGAGGCGAGGCCGGGGGGCGGGGUGACAUGGCCCCAGGACAGGAAGGGAAGGAGUUAGGAGAGGACCUGAGAAUGAACGGGCAGUGAACAUCCUCUGGCGUCUAUCUCUGAUCCAUCCACCGCCACACUUUCUUUCACUCGCUCUUUUUCUCCUCUUCCACCCCUCCUCCUCCUCCGCCCUUUCCUAAGGUAACCUCUCAGUACAAAAAGCCAUGCUCUCAGAACUUACAGUACAACACACACACAUGGUGUAUUCUUUAGCAGGGCAGGGAGUACAAGAUGUGCUAUGUUGAACAGACACAAGCAUUGCCGGGGAACAAACCGAAUUACUUAGCGAGAAUUCAAAAAUCUCUCAUUUGAAUAUGGAAGAACUUUACUUUAGACCUGAGACAUCAGGUAAUUUUCUCCGGACUAUUUUUAGUAUUCAUCUUCAAGACCACAUUGUAGUUAAAACUGAAAAAAGUAACACUGCUGCGUUAUCCUUCCUGCAUAGUUGUAGAACUUGCUACACAACAGUAACAGUUACUGUACAUCUAUGGAGUGUGGGUCAGAUAAGACUGUAAAAUGAUAGUCCUCUUUCUAGGAAAGCAGCAUGGGUUCUAUAAAUAACCUAAGUAACCUUGAAACAGAUCACACUACACUGGGGGUGUGAGAGACUAAACAUACAGUACUCUACAGGAGCAACAUGGCUCAGUGUAUUUAAUACAAUUUACCAUAUUCCUUCUUAAAGUGCCACACAGAUUCUUGGAAGAUAUAAUACGAUCUCGUCGCAACAUACAGCAAAUCAGUUGAACAAUUUCACGUUGGGAAAAAAAAAAUAGCAUGUGAUGUUGUGAGAGAGAGAGAAAAGAAACUUUUAACCUCCCUUUGUGUUGCUUCAGGGUUGUGGUUUUCCACGCAAUUGAAAAGAUUAUCUGGAAACACGAAGAGCUUUUUGUCUAUGGAUCAUCCUUAGACAAGAUGACGUCAUCUUUGAUUGGCCAGUCAAUGCAAUGCCUGUGUCUUUUAACGGAUAGACGCACGUACAUACAGUACAUAUACACACACGCACAAUCACUGUUCCCACACACCUUGUGAUUUUAACCUCUUAAUACAGUACUGAUGCAUCUGAGACUCUGACAAAUCAGAUUAACAGUGCUUGCAAACUUAGCAUACCCUUACAAUAGUACACAGUAACGCAGACUGAGUCAUGGAAAUGUCAGAGACACGAACAUGCACUAACAGAAAGCUUGCAUGCAAAACGAAUACAGAGAAUCUAAAAUACAUCAACAACAGAGCCACUUAUGAAUAUGCAUACAGAAAAGAAACAACAGCUGCAGUUGCCUGAAGAUAUAUCAUUAAUAUGGAAGGAGGUACCUUUAUAUAUGCGUUUCUUUUCAGAGUCAUGCAUUUCGCCUGUGUUUCACCCAGGUUUGUUAACUUGGGUAUGGCCUGGCUUUCAUCUGGGGUGGAGGGCACUAGAGACAUGCUGAAUUGAGCAUACUACAUAGUAGUGAGGACUUCAAAGUGAGUUGCCGGUGAAAAGCACGGUUUUACUAGCGUCACGGCGUGCUCGAAAGGAUCAGCACUAAGACUACAGCACCCAGCCUACAGCUUUCUUGCAUCCGCUAUUUGUUUUUUGUAAAUUAUUGAAUGAAACUAAUAUGAUACUUUUCUGUUGGCUUAUUGCAUUUGCACUUGAAGAGGUUAUAGGAAGAGAUUGAUGGGGAGCUUAUGGAGAUGCGUAGACUGUUAUAAAGAAGUAGGCUAACUGAAAUUUGCCCCCAUAUCUCCUUGUUCGAUUGGAGGAUUUGAGGUUUGUGGACUUGGAUGGUCGGUCAUGCUGACGGCGACUGUUGCUCUACGGCAGGGGGGAGACGAGAGACAAAAUGUUGCACAGCGACAUUUACUAGUUUUGUUGCACUUUAGUUUUUAUAUAUUUUGUCUGUUCUCGCUCUGUUACUUUUUGCCAAAAGUAGGGAAGAAGUCUAUAAAUAGCUUCUAACGAUAAUGGUUGGUCGAUAACCCACCGGAAUAAGUUGCUUGGGGUAACACAUUGAUAGGCCUAUCAGACACCCACACUGUAUGUUGUAGUUUAUGAAUGUGUACUUGAUCAUAAGACCUGGGUAAAAACAUAAGGUAAGGAGACAGUAGAAUUGGAGUGGUCCCAAAAACCUAAAUAAUUCACUUCCAAGAUAAUAAUUUGAAUGGCCAGCCUUCUGAAAAGCCUUGCUUUUGAAUUGUUGUCUUAUAAUCGCAUGAUGCAAAAGCACAUCAUGUUUGUCAUAUGUUAUUGUUCUAUAUUAAGUGAAAAUAAGAUUGAUCUGGUUUUGAGAAGCGAAUAUCAAUGUCAACCGACGACAGCCUACACUAAAGCCACGAUUCAAGACGCUGGCAGUUAUCAUAUUGGCUUGGGAUCUCAACAACGAAACAACAAGAUCACAUUUCCUCUGUCAAAUUCAAAUGCUUUAUUAUUAUGUGCCAUUUUUUAGACUGGGCCCGUUAUGUUGUGUUGAAUAUCUAUAUGAUCCAGUUGUAUGGUUAUUUUGGGGAGGAAUUAACAUGGUCCGGUUUCUUUAAUAAGGAGCACAGGGUUAUAAUUGCACUAGGUAAUGAGAAAACAAAACAUGUUUACAAGAGUAUUUUUUUGGAGAAAUGUGACCUGCAUUGGAGAAUAAGGCAGGGGAGGGGGAUGGGUGAAUGGGUGUGUGGGACUAUGGGUAAAUGUAAACUGUAGAACUGCUUCACCUAUCCUUGGUAGAGUAUGGGAACAGUACUGUACAGUAAAAAUACAGUAUCUUGGUACCACAAGAUAACUAUUUUCUAGCACCUUGUACAGUGUUGUAUGUACUCAUUUAAAAGUGGGCCAGAGAAUGGAAUAACAUGACACUUCUUUGAAAACAAAGGUGGGGUAUCUGACUUUCCCUCUAAAGGCCACUAGAGCUGCUGUGUGAUUUCAAUAAAGUAGCACUGUGAAAGUCUUCCAUUGUGGAAAAUCUCCAAAUAUACAGUCAAACUAGCAAUGUUUAUACUGUAGGCCUAUAUACUUAUUCUAUCCACAUCCCGACAAGAAACCAAUUAUCUUCCUUGUUCUCAAUCUCUAUUCAUCUAUAAGUAAACCUGCUUGUUGCAAAUCACUAAUACGAUAGGAAAGAUAGACUGUAAACCAAACCUGUAAUAUAGAGGUAAUAACUGCAAAUCGACUCCUUUGGUCAAUUUGCAUGUGCAACCACUACUGGCUCUAAGGGGAAGUGAAAUGGCUUUCCAGUAAAAUACUGUCAUUAGGGAGGUGAGUUUUCCUGUUCUGAAGAAGGGGCGGGGAUCAGUGCCUUAAUUGAGACUGCAGGGGGAGAGAGUGUUGUGCUUAGUCACCAUCUGUUUGCAUUGGAACCUCAACAAAUACAGAAACUAGCUUUAGAGUCCUAAUGACAUAAUGGAGAGUUUUAUGUACAGUUCUGAAUGCUAAGGUAAAUGAUGCUGAUGGGAAAUAGGCUCUGUUUUCUCAGAACACAUUGGCAGGUGAGGUUAGGAUGGAGGUGUCUUGCUUUUUCUUGGAAAAUAACCCCUACAGCUUUAAGAACUGUGUUCUUGUAAGCAAAUAAUAAUAAUGACUUUGGACUUAAGCCCCGAACCAUUUGCCUUCCUAAAUCUCAGCAAAACAUGUGUAAACUCGAGAAAAACAAUACUGUGACAUUUUGCAUGGAACUGCUUGUAUAGGUCUAGAGAAUCUGACAGACUACAAUAGUGACAUAUUAUCACAUAUAUUAGAAACCUUUGUUAGUUUCAUGCUACUGGAUUGUAUAACAACCAGGUUUACUCCAUGACUUGUCAGUAGUGGUCUAUACUGCUUGAGUGGCAGGUUAUUUAGUUAUUGGUGUCACUUUGUUAUUUCAAAACCACCUGGAUAACAUGUGAACUUGAUCAAUCUGCAAGAUAUAUCACACACUCAAACAGUUAUCACCAUAAAUGUCCACAAAGACUGGAAAAGCUUCAGAUGACCCAUGGAGUAGGCUACAGUUAUACAGACUUUCACCCAUAGGAGCCCUUAUGUACAUUCUCUUUGUUUAUUUACCUUUUUUAAUGCUUCAUCUCGUUUAUAUCUGAUCCGCUUCCUGCCUGCCUUUCUGCAUCUUCUGUAUCUGAUUCUGUCCAAGCCCCCAAAAAACACCCUCACAAACUGUACUCUUAGCUCUCGCCCUAACGUCUUUUUGUGGGGGUGAAGUUGGAAAUGAAAUGAUGUUGCACUAGAAAACUGAGUGAAGCUCAGAGAAUGUCGUGGCUAACCGAAAGAGAAUGAGCUCUUUUUGUGGUGGCUGAAGAAAUAAAGUUCUGUCCCAUAUGUAACAUAAUACAAUGCUAUAAUUUACAAUGUUUACGUUAGUGUAGCACUUUGCUAUUUCUUCAAAUAGAGGCCUAUUGACUACCAGAAAUCAGCGAUAAUCUGACAUUGCAUUUUGGUCCAGCUUGUCCAACAAAACCUAUGAAUUCAAUAAGUAGGAUAGAAUAUGGGAUUGUGCUGAGUGGGUGUGUAAAUCCACCAUUUUGGCAAUGCAAUGUGAACAGUCUGCACACAGUAAUCUGAGCUGUUAAGUGUUCCCCAUAACCAACUGCUUUGUGUGGCAUAUGGUUACCCAAUUCCUACAGUACACACUUCUACACAGCUCUAACUCAGUACCCCUGGUUUGGCUUUUAGUCCUGAAAGGAGAGGUUCUAAAAUACAGUAACUACAAGUCCUUUCAUAUGGAUUUUCGACAUGUUGAAAUAGGGUCAGCCUCAGUAACUACAGGCUUUUUGUUAAAUGUCUGUAAUGCAUGCUGAUACCCAGACACCCAUUAUUCCUACCUUAUUGAAGUCUAUGAUCUUGACACAUUUUACUUCUAAAUUAUAUCAAGCUCUUUGCUAUGGUCGCUUCUGACAAAGCAGACAGCCAUGAAUGAGUGUCCAUUUUGUCUACCAAUACAAAACCUAUUGACUGUUAGCAUAAACCCACCCAGCUUACUACAGUAAAGUCUGAGGAAUUGGAAGACUGACUAUUGCAAUGGAUGUGCAUGUGAACCUAUGAACAGACUAAGAAAAUAACUGCACUAAGUUUGUUUGUUUGUCUUUGGACAUAAUGCCAUUAAAAUAAAGAAUAAAUACAUUUAAUUUCAAAAAUAUAAGAGAGAAGGUUGGACGACAGACUUAAGUCUCUGGGAGCAACCUUCAAAGCCAUGUGCUCAGAGCGCUGACAAUCAGAACAGGGAGGACCCACGUGCACUAUGGGAGAUCUGUCGUCAAUAGCUGGGCUCCUGCUAAUUCCUGCCUUGUUGCUUCCAGCUUUGCUAUUGGUCCAUGUGAGCUACUUACUCCAGAGUGGAGGCCCGUGGCAGUUCCAACUCCAGCCCUCAGGAUUACCUGGGCCACUGUUUCCCAACUCCGGUCCUCGAGUAGCCCUAACAGCACACUGUUUUGUUUUAGUCCCGGACAAAAACACCUGAUUCAACUUCUCAAAGGUUUGAUGAUAAGUUGACAAGUAGAAUCAGGUGUGAUUGUCUAGGGCCACAACAAAAAGAUGUACUGUUAGGGGUACUCGAGGACCGGAGUUGGGAAACACUGGCUUAAGGCAACUUAUUGGUUCUCAGUGCACCUCUCUCAGCUACUGUAGAUUUGAUUGAGAACCUGAUUGUUUUUAGAUAGAAGUUCCACUUAAGUACUGAUCCAGGACCUGCUGUGUUUUUACUCCUAAAUGUCAUGUUCAGGAUGAGGGUAGCUUAAGCUGAUCCUAGAGCAGCGCUUUGGAGUAACUUAGCCUACUUGACAAAUCUAUAGGACAAGUGACUUGACAUUUGUCGAUCUCUUAGAGAUUGGGUUCCUUAGGGUUGGAACCUGGCAAAAUGGUUUUAAUGGAACUCUGUGACUGCUUUAUAUUUUAAAUGACGAUGAUUAAAAUGUGUAUGCGCUUUCUAACUCAAGCAUCAAUAAUAUAUACAAGACAAACACAAGAUGACACUUUUGAUGUUGCAUAAAGAAUACAAAAUCUCCAUCCUCGUUAUGUUUUUUCCUUCCACCAUCAGUUUUAGUUGAGGUUGACAUUUGUGUAGUUCAAGAGUAACUGAUUUCUUUCAAAUGCAACAUUGAGAAGUCUGCUUUUUAAUAAAACUCCUUACUUCACCAUA
Oncorhynchus nerka (sockeye salmon) is the source of this 8392-nucleotide messenger RNA. RefSeq names its product nucleus accumbens-associated protein 2-like. The record is from RefSeq and is a predicted model, not a curated record. Bases 573 to 2345 code for a protein of 590 amino acids. Lineage: Eukaryota; Metazoa; Chordata; Actinopteri; Salmoniformes; Salmonidae. Gene Ontology annotation, biological process: regulation of transcription by RNA polymerase II. Gene Ontology annotation, molecular function: protein binding; DNA-binding transcription factor activity, RNA polymerase II-specific; RNA polymerase II cis-regulatory region sequence-specific DNA binding. The transcript is spliced from 6 exons.